AUGAAAGGUAUUUGGAAGGUGAAAAUGAAUAAUGCCUGCCAGAAGUCUGCUGGAAAGCUUCUGAAAGGCUUUCGACAGACUUUUUCUGAGUAGAAGUUGUUAGGAAGCUAUGUGGAAGGCGUUUGACCCCUUGCUGGAAAGCUUCCAAACGCCUUCCGAGGAACCGAAAGCAGAUCUUUACCUAAGCAUGAGCAAGAAGUUCUCGAGAAAAAUGAGAAAUUUCCUCCAAAACAGGCGCGAGCUGGAUCUCAAAUCUGAAAUCCUAAUUAGAGCGCGUGAAGCCCUCCAAGAGCGGGCUCAGACUUGGGCUCAUCGGCUCGCUAACCAGUGGAACUGGUGGACGUGCACAUAUGGAAGCGGAUCGAUCGACUCGACGAAGCGAUCCUAAGGGGCCGAAGCACGAGAUUAUUGCCCUGACGGCGUGGGUGGAGGCGCAGACAGUCGAAAAAGGAAUGAAUGACGCGAGAGCCCUUCGUUCACAUGACCUCUUGCUCCAAGAGCACGUCUUCUGA
Caenorhabditis auriculariae is the source of this 512-nucleotide messenger RNA. The record is from the annotation of a GenBank genome assembly. NCBI's taxonomy places the organism in Eukaryota, Metazoa, Nematoda, Chromadorea, Rhabditida, Rhabditidae.